Fusarium subglutinans is the source of this 1620-nucleotide messenger RNA. Its product is annotated as mfs general substrate transporter. Lineage: Eukaryota; Fungi; Ascomycota; Sordariomycetes; Hypocreales; Nectriaceae. The transcript has 3 exons. Gene Ontology annotation, biological process: transmembrane transport. Bases 1 to 1620 code for a protein of 539 amino acids. Gene Ontology annotation, molecular function: transmembrane transporter activity. The record is from RefSeq and is a predicted model, not a curated record.
AUGGAGUCAAGGGCGAGUUCGAUCGGUGCGGCGAAGCGCGAGUCUGUUCCCACUGCUGGCAGUGUUUUCUUCGUCUCUUCCAAUGGACGCGUGCUGAAAUUGCCGAUUCCGAGUAAAUCGUACCGGGAUCCGCUUACGUGGUUGUGGUCCAAGAGGCUGAUGGGGUUCUUGGCGCUGCAGUGCUUUUCGAUGGCUGCGUCGUUUGAGCUGAAUCUGCCGGGGCUGUUGCUUCAGGCAAUUGGGGAGGAGUUCAAGAACAGGCCAAUGGGCCCUUUUGGGGUACAGUCUUUGUCGUCGGCUAUGACUCUCUUCACUGGGAUUGGGUAUUUGAUCGGCAUUCCGCUAUCGACGGCAGUUGGACGACGGCCUAUUGUUGUUGGUGCCGCUGUGGUGACGACUCUGUCGACACUUUGGGCUGGCUACGCUGGAUCAUUCUGCCAAUUAAUCGCUGCCGUCAGCUUACAAGGCCUCGCAGCUGGAUCGGCAACCGGAAUGUUCAUCCUCAUACUUAUCGACGCAACCUUCAUUCACGAACGCCCCAGCGCACUCUCAUUAUUCUGGUGCACAGGCUCAGCCCUCAUCAAACUCGCUCUCUUAGUCCUUCCUUUCACAACCGACACUACAUUAUCCUGGCGCUGUGUAUACAAAGUCUGGGUUGCACCAUGCAUCCUCGCAUUCAUUUUAGUUCUCUUCUGUGUCCCCGAGACAUACUUCCUCCGACCCCCCGUCGCACUCGAUGGCCGGGUUCUAGUUCAAAGCAGCUCUGAGAAGGUUGAGGUCUAUGGAGGUUGGGAUGAAAUCGAGCUCAUCAGAAAUGACAAGCCUCUACCUGACUUACCAUCCUCUUGGUCAAUAUGGUCCCACUUAAAGGUGUCGCGAGCACCUGGAACAAAGUGGGAGUCUAUGCUUGCAACAUAUGGACAGAUGUUCCUAUGCAUCCUUAAUCCUCUGACCUUUUGGGUCUCUCUACUGACAGGCAUCAUCCUCAGUGGUGUCAUCUUCCUCAACCUUACUCAGCCAUCUGCGCUCAUCGAGAUGUUCGGACACAGUGACGGGGAUGUAAGAUGCAUCAAUGCCUUGCUUGGUGUCGCAGGCAUUGUUGGCUCUCUACUCUCAUUUCCCCUUACAGGACCAUUCGCUUCAUGGUUCACACGAUACUACACCUUUCGCAAAGGCGGUAUCCGCCACGCUGAAGUCUACUUGGCUCUUUUUUCCAUCCCUGUCAUUACCGGUCUGAUCAGUGUCCUUCUCAAUGGCCUCGCUCUCGUCAACAAGUGGCCUUCUGUCUGGAUCUACAUCACCUCAGCAAUCAGCAUCAUGAGCUAUCUCACCGGCAACGUCGCCUUCACUCUCUGGAUCACCGAGGCCUUCCCACGAUGGGCUGCGGCAGCACUUGCAGUUCAGUUGUUUACUGGAAAUAUGAUCAGCUUUGGGAUUGGUACUGCCAUAGCACCUUGGGCUCAGGACGGUCACAUUCUACAGCCAACUAUUCUUAUUUUUGUCUUGAUGCUUGUCAUGGGAACCAUGGCGGUCCCGGCGGCGUUUUGGGGCAAAACUGUGAGGCAGUAUAUCCAAGGACGCUGGAGUGACUCUGAGAGAACUGCGCUACGUCCUCAGUAG